AUCUUAACCACCCGAUUGCAAAAAUACGAUAAUCGUCUAGAACCAACCCACAGCUAUACGGUGGAACUGAACUCUUUCGCCAAACAAAUCCUCAUCUCUGGGAAGUCUUCACAUCGCAAGACGGUCCUGUACUGUCAUCCGCCUGAAGUUCACUUCACUAGGGUUAAUGGCGAGAAUAUAAAAUAGCAUUAGAGCUAUUUAAUUUCAAAAAUUGGUACUGUGAAAAAAUUUACUGGAAAUCAUGUUAGCUCAGAUGAACUCGUUGACUGUGAAACCCAGCCUUUUUGUACCUAAAUUAUCUUCUUCCUCCUCUAAUUUUAUUAUUCUUGUACCUGGUCGACAUACAGUAAGCUUUCCAAGAAGGACGAAGGAUCUCACUGAAGGAAGAUUAGCCUUGAGAGUCAGAGCUUAUGAUUCUUCCAAGGAUGAUUCUGCGAAUAACUCUGGUGAUUCCAAACCACCCAAUGGCACUCUGUCAAAGACCAGGAGAGAGAUUCUAUUGGAGUAUGUAAAAAAUGUGCAGCCAGAAUUCAUGGAGCUAUUUGUGAAAAGGGCACCACAGCAGGUCGUUGAAGCAAUGCGGCAGACAGUGACAAAUAUGAUUGGAACAUUACCCCCACAAUUUUUUGCUGUAACGGUUACCACUGUAGCUGAAAAUCUUGCACAGCUCAUGUACAGUGUUAUGAUGACUGGUUAUAUGUUUAAGAACGCACAAUAUCGCUUGGAAUUGCAACAGAGUUUGGAGCAAGUUGCUCUUCCUGAGGCACAAGAUGAGAAGAAUGUGCCAGAUUAUGCUCCUGUUAGGCAGAAGAACGUGUCUGGUGAAGUUAUCAGGUGGAAUAAUGUUUCUGGUGCUGAGAAAAUAGAUGCUAAGAAGUACAUUGAGUUACUUGAAGCAGAGCUUGAGGAACUCAAUCGCCAAGUUGGUAGAAAAUCUGCGGAUGGGCAGAAUGAGUUGUUGGAGUACCUCAAGUCUCUCGAGCCCCAAAAUCUGAAGGUAUAGAUGGUUAUCACCUUUUUU
Molecule: messenger RNA, 1021 nt
Organism: Jatropha curcas
Lineage: Eukaryota; Viridiplantae; Streptophyta; Magnoliopsida; Malpighiales; Euphorbiaceae
Source: RefSeq, a predicted model, not a curated record